CAAAAUGCAUAAGCCAGCCGGCAGUUCAACUCUCAUCUCUCCAGGACAAGACAUGAGGCUGCAGCUGUCGAUGUGAUGGUAGUAUAGCCAUGGAAGAUGCUGUCAACUGCUUUGACUCAGCCAGCCAACACCAGCUCAAGCUUUUGACAAGACAUAUCCUUGGAAUAGAAGUGAAGGGGAACCCUGAUGUGAACACGACAGCCCAGCGAGAAAAUGAUUACUUCUAAGUUACACUGAACAAGACCCACAUGGAUCACAUUUGGGAAGUCAUUGAAUUAAUCCUUCAAGAGAAGUGAUUAUUAUAAAGCACCCACAGUUUGAAUCCAAACUUAUCUUUGCAAGUUGGUGCCUUGUUAAAACAGACACAAUGUCACAAACUUAAGUAUAGCAAUGUUGUCACAAAUAGCAGUAGGUCUCAUCCUGACCCUCCUCAUUCUCCUGACAAUAAGCGGCAACAUUCUGGUGUGCCUGGCAGUCUGCGCCUCCAGACGCCUCCGAUGCCUCACCAAUUGCUUCAUCGUGUCGCUGGCGGUGACCGACCUCCUGCUGGGCCUGGUCGUCCUCCCCUUCUCUGCUCACCUGCAGCUCACCAACGACUGGCCGCUGGGUCCGGUCUUUUGUAAUUUCUACAUCUCCAUGGACGUCAUGCUGUGCACCGCUUCCAUCCUCACCCUCCUGGCCAUCAGCGUGGACCGCUACUUGGCAGUGACCAUGCCCCUCAGGUACACCUCACUGGUGCUGCCUUGGAAGGUAGUAGUGGCUAUGGCGAGCGUCUGGACCGUGUCGGUGUCCGUGUCGUUCUUGCCCAUCUACAUGGGAUGGAACACGGUGAAUGGGACCGUGCAAAACUACGGGCCGCGUGGUCCAGAGAGGACGUGCCGCUUCGAGCUUAACAGGCCGUACGUUUUAACAGAUUCCCUUCUUACCUUCUACCUGCCUCUGCUGGCUAUGUGCUGGACAUACCUCAGAAUAUUUCGCAUCGCUCGGGCACAAAUUAAGCGCAUCAUCAGCGCUCGCCCUACGUGCGUCACCAGCUACAGCUGCAGGAGCAACCAAUCAACCAUCACCACUGUGGUCUCAAGUAUCCCAGCGUCGGCCCUCAGGGAGCACAAGGCCACAGUGACACUGGCGGCAGUCAUAGGGGCGUUUGUGGUCUGCUGGCUGCCUUAUUUCAUCCUCUUCACAGCGCUGGGCCUGCAAGAGCACCCCGACCCCAACAAAGUGCCACAGUUCUCCAUUGUCCUGUGGUUGGGUUACACCAACUCCGCCCUCAAUCCCAUCCUCUAUGGCGCACUGAACAGGGACUUCAGGUCGGCCUAUGCUCACCUAUUGAGAUGCCGAUGGCCCACUUACAGCGCGUGGAGGUGCAGGCAUCGUUCUGCCACCGUGACAACAGCCAGAGAACAGCUCAUGGAGGUGACGCUACUGUGUGGACACACGCCCAACAGCUGCAGGGCGGCUCACAUGGAUCAGAACUUUAUGCUCCAAGAAACAAACAGAAGAACAAACUCAGCCAUAAUUCAGAUUGCAAUUGGUGCAACUGACACAGACGUCGACGGCGAUGAAGGGUAA
Messenger RNA from Nerophis lumbriciformis (worm pipefish), 1572 nucleotides. RefSeq names its product histamine receptor H2a (gene hrh2a). The record is from RefSeq and is a predicted model, not a curated record. Gene Ontology annotation, cellular component: plasma membrane. Gene Ontology annotation, biological process: adenylate cyclase-activating adrenergic receptor signaling pathway; positive regulation of MAPK cascade. Gene Ontology annotation, molecular function: G protein-coupled receptor activity. NCBI's taxonomy places the organism in Eukaryota, Metazoa, Chordata, Actinopteri, Syngnathiformes, Syngnathidae.